AUGGGCUGGUGUAACUUCUGGCUUGAGCGAGCCCGUCUCCCCGUCCUCUCCGAUCUAUCCGUCGACUUUGGCAGCGGCGCGGUGCUCUCUUCUCUGCUGGAGAUUUUGUCUGGGAAGCCGGUGCCGGACAUCAGCUUAGCCGGUUCUACCAAGGAUCACGUCGCCAACCUCGAAUCCUGCUUUUCGUUCAUGAGGCGAGAAAACGUGCUCCUUCUCCACAUCAUCCAGCCACAGGACAUUCACGACGGGAAGCUCACCUCCGUGUUUGCCCUGAUCUGGGCGCUGAUCGUCUACUACGGCAUCAUCAGGCCGUUGAGCUACGAAGAAGCCGCCCCGAGCGAGCUUCACGGGCCGAUCUCGCUGGCCACGGCGGAGAAGCUGCUGGCGCGCCGCGUCAACCUCUUCCUGACUCACGAAGACAGGGCGGGCAAGAAGGGCAAGAAGAAGCGAAAAGAGGCUGCGACCCUGCGUGCGGCGCUAUUCAACUACGAGACGGCGCUCGAGAGCGGCAGCCUCUUCUCCAGCCUCAUCGCCAAGGUGAAGCCCCGACUGCUUACCGCCAAGGGCGACGGAGGAAAGGAGCGCAAGCGGAGGGAUGUCGGCGCCGUACUCGCACUCGACUCCGCGCUUGACCUCCUCCGCCGAAAGUGGGGCCUUCCUGCCUUCUUCGCCGAGCGCGACUACGCCGCGUGCCUGCGCGAGAAGAAGCCGGUCCUGGCGUAUGUCACGCUGUGCCUCCACGCCCUUCGCCCCGCGCCCUCGCCAUCGUCGUCGGAGCCCAACAACAACGCCAGCGGCGUCUCGAGCAGCAGUAGCAGCAGCGCGAUCACUGCCUUCGUGGGAACGAACAGCGGCGUGGUGUCAUCGAGCGCGCUGCUGGCCGCCGUGGACUCAGCUGCGGGUCGCGAGCCGGUGGAGGACAUGAAGCUGCGGCGAUCCAACUCCACCGGCCUGCCCUCGUCUCGAAGCGGCGUACACUCGCUCGCUGCCGCCGCUGCCAUCGCAACCAGCAGCGACAGCAGGAGCCAAGCCGCCGCCGGUGGUACUGGCACCGCGAACGAGAGCUCACGAAAGCGGAGCCUGUCGGAAGUGCUCCGCAGGAGUGCCCUCGGGCUGCUCAAUCGAGCGAUCGCAAUGGCCGACGACAAGCAGCCGCCGCAGGAGCAACAACCACAAGUGCAGAUGCAACGCACGGAAGAGGCAGGAGCCAGCCAGGUGGAACUACCGCGGCCAGCCAAGAAGCAGAAGGCCCGCAAGAGGCGGCCCAAGACGCUUGACGAGCGGCCGCGUCGGCGGAAGAAGGACAAGGACGCAGCGCCGAAAGCGGAGUUGGAGGAGAAACCGGCGACGAAGAGCCCACGCGAGACCCUCGUGGACUCACUGGCCAGCACCCAGCAAGAGCAGCCGCUGAUGAGCACCGCGUGCUGCGAGGGCGUGACCACCAUCGCCACCCACGACGCAGCAGCAUCCAAUCCAUCGAUCGUCACAGAGCAGCCACCGCAGCCGAGCGCAGAUGGCGGAGGGAGCGAGCAGCCGCCGGCGGAGAGCGGACCGGGCGCGAAGAAGAAGACGAAGAAGAGCAAGCAGCGGAGGGAACGGAAGGAGGCCAAGGCCAGCGCCAAUGAGGAGCGAAAGCUGCGGCGCGGCAAGGACUCGCUGGGUAGCGACAGCGUCGAGGCGACGCCCGUAAUCGAGACCGCCACCGACAGUGCUGCCAAGGAGGGCGGUCCGGUCUCGAAGGAGAGCGGCGGCGGGCUGACGGUGAGUGGCCUGCUGCGUAAGAAGGACCGGAAGGAAAAGGGCGUCGAGGGCAAGAAGGCCGCGAAGAAGCAGAAGAAGGGCUCCAAGCUCAUGAACCUCAUCACGCGGCCGCGGGGCAAGAGUCGGGCUGACACCCUCGAGGCCGGCUGGGUCGAGCACGCGGCCCGGGCCGCCAGCCUCAUCGCCCAGGAAGACGCCACAGCGGCAGCGCCACCCGAAGCCGAGGCCCUGUCCUGCAUCGCCGCGAUCGGCCACACCAGUAGUGACGGCAACAUCGGCAGCGUGGGCGGUGGUAGUGGCGGAGGCGGUGGCAGUGGUACGUUCGCGCAGAAGCUGGAGGCCCUCGCGCGCGUGCUGCUCGACCAGCGACCUAUGACGCAGGCGGAGAGUCUGCACAAGAAGCGGUUCGAGGAGAUGGAAACUACCAUCGAGCAGGUGGUGGCGCUGGUCCAGGCCGAGCUCGACGUCUGGCAGAAGCUGCGCCUCGCCGCGGCCCGCGACAACGUCGCCCCGACGCCUGCGAUCCUCGACCAGGCCAGCUACGAGGGCUCGGUCCGCCGCGCCCUGCAGGAGCUGGUCGUGGCCCAGAGGGAGGUGAAGCGGGUCGUGGCCAUCUCGCCGCUCAUCUCGUCCGGCAGCUCGCUCCACCCGCUGUGGAAGCAGGUCCUUGACUGCCUCCAGCAGCUGGUCAACGAGAUCAAGGCCGAUGCCGGCACGGCCAGCCUGCGGCGCCGGCGGGACAAGGGUGCCUCGAUCCCGACCAUCUCGCUCAUGUCCUACAGCCCCGCGGGCGAGACCACCGACAUCAGCAACGGCUCCGUCGACAACCCGCGCGGCAACGGCGUGGUGGCCCACAAGAGCGGAGGCGAACUGGGCGUUGAGGGCAGGCAACAGCCCUCCCGAUCGCUGUCGGCGUCCAACAACAGCACCACUCCCACCACCGGCGACAAGCCGUCCGCGAGUCAUGGUCGUACGACGGCCGGCGGCGGGGAGAGGACCGGCGGGGUGCUGCUCCGGCUGCGGUCGUUCAACUCGGCCGACGAUGCCAGCAAGCGCUACAAGCCGGCGCGCGAGGCCAAGGCCAAGCCAACCGUUGUACGCUCCAGCACGAGCGACAUCGAACGGACGCCGUCGGGUCCGCCGUCGGGCAAUGGCGCGCAGGGGAGCGGUACCAGCACGAGCGAGAUCCUGGACAGGGACCGGGAUCGAUUCUGGCGCAGCGUGCGCAGUGCCAACAGCAACAAGAAGACGCCCAACGGCCCCGAGGAGCCCCUGGUCGUGACCCUCUGCAAGCAGAACAUCCGGGCCUCGCUCCAACUCCUCCAGAGCGACGUCCUCUCCACCCCCUCUGCCGACGCGCCGGCGGUGCGAGAGGUGGGCCAGGGCAAGGCGGCGCUCAACGGUGAGGCGGCACAGUUGCUGUCCGAUCUGGAGAGCGUGGAGGGCGUGCUGGACAAGCUCUUCCUCGUGUUCUCAUCGGUUGACAGCCUCAAGACCCACAGCCUGGUGGACCUGACGGACUUCUCCAAGCUCAUCUACGACCUCCUCGCCGAGCGCAACGCUGGCAACCUCACCAUUUGGAAGACCAUCAUGCGCGACUCGGGGUCGCUCUUGGAGGAGACCGUGCUCGUGCUCGACUCCAUCCGCCAAAACAACGUCGUCAAAACCAUGCGGCUGAACGCGUGGCAGAACCUGCGAGAGAAGGUGGCCCUGCAGGUGAACCGCCUCAAGCUGGACUUUAAGAAGGACGUGCCUUGGUCAUCCAGCACCUACAACUCCCGGAGCGACGCCUCGUCUGAGGACAUCAUGCGAAUGGUGGAGAAGGAAAUCGCGGGGCUCGAAGUGGAGGUGCGGGAGGAGAAGCAGGCCGCCGCGGAGCAGGAGGCCACGUCAUCAGCCAUUGCGUCGGACCUCCUGCUGGCCGCGGGCGAGGGCUCGUCAGCUUCGUCGUACACCAAAAUGGCGUCGCUGCUGCUGGACAGCCCGCCCGACGAGUCGGUGGUCUCGUCCACGCAGCAGAGCGAGAACGAGCAACAGAUGAACGAAAUCUUCGACUUCCUCCACAAGAAGCUGGCCAACUCCGGACUGGCCCGCUCGCGAAUGAGCUUGCCCGUCGCCAUGCCCACCAUGCCGCCGCCAGUGUGCAACCCCGCACUCACGGACGCGCUCAAGCCCGAGCCUACGCUGCCCCCGCCGACCUCGGCGUCGGGCGUGGCUGUGUUCCACACCAUACCAGAUGUCGCCGACUUGCCGCCGCCGCUGGAGGAAGACGACGGUGCCGACUAUUACGACGUCGACGAGCAGCCGGAGAACCAGAAGAUGAACAACAUCUUCUCCAAGCUACAGCAGAAGCUUGCCAACGAGGGCAUUAAGACGAUCCCGCCCACUCCGCGCUUCGUCUCGUCGGCCGAACAGGCCGUCGUUACCGAGCUCGUCGGCAGCGGUGAGUGCGAGGACCUGCAGCCGCUCUGCGCGCAGGCCACACUCCCCAGCCCGCCCUCGAUCGAGAUGCUUCCCAGCCCGCGGCUCAUGGCCCUCAGCCUCCGCCGCGGCUUGGCCGGUUCGUCAUUGUCGGGACUGGCCGCCGUGUCGAUCCACCUCUACCAUGCGCGCCUGCUGCCCUCUCGACAGCAGGAGCAGGCCGACGCCGACGCCAUCGCCGGGCCGCGACCGCCGCCCAGUGCUCGGGGCGGGCGACUCGACAUGUGCGCUCGCUGCGCACGCCACAUCCCCGACGACCAGCCGCGCCUGCUCGCGUUGGGCCGCGUCUACCACCAGCCUUGCCUGACCUGCACCGGGUGCGGGCGGCUGCUGGAGCGCGAGUUCCACGCCAAGGAGGAGGCGACCUACUGCAGCGAGUGCACCCGCAACCCCGGCACGCAGCCGCGGCAAUCUUCGUCAUCGCUGCCCCCAUCGCUACCAGACUUUGCGCCAUGA
Molecule: messenger RNA, 4698 nt
Organism: Acanthamoeba castellanii str. Neff
Lineage: Eukaryota; Discosea; Longamoebia; Acanthamoebidae
Product: calponin domain containing protein
Exons: 10
Coding region: 1-4698 (1565 amino acids)
Molecular function (GO): protein binding
Source: RefSeq, a predicted model, not a curated record